Messenger RNA from Adelges cooleyi (spruce gall adelgid), 2094 nucleotides. It is a transcript of the gene CngB, whose product is annotated as cyclic nucleotide-gated cation channel beta-1. The record is from RefSeq and is a predicted model, not a curated record. Gene Ontology annotation, biological process: monoatomic cation transmembrane transport. Gene Ontology annotation, cellular component: intracellular cyclic nucleotide activated cation channel complex; plasma membrane. The transcript has 13 exons. Lineage: Eukaryota; Metazoa; Arthropoda; Insecta; Hemiptera; Adelgidae. Gene Ontology annotation, molecular function: protein-containing complex binding; intracellularly cAMP-activated cation channel activity; intracellularly cGMP-activated cation channel activity. The coding region runs from base 214 to 2004 and encodes 596 amino acids.
UCCGGCCCUUUGUACGCUUUCGUUUUGCUACCGACAACCGAAAUUUUCACACUGCGUCCCGACAAAUUGUUUCAUAAUCGCCGCCGCCAUCGAAAAAACACCGACGGCCGAUCCUAAGCAAAUAAUACUACCGCCGUUAAUAAUAAUCGAACGCGUUGUAAACACUAUAUUAUAUUGUCGUAUAAACGCCAGUCGCCUCGGGCGGUCAAAACGAUGGACAGAAUACCGCCGCAAUACAGUGCGUUCACUUUGGACGAGCCUUGGCUAUCCGACAACAUGGCCAACACCAACGACAGCUCAUCAGAUUCCAACGAAGGUUACUCCACAUUUACCCCGCCGGCUUCACCCUACGACAGUAGAAGUUUGAACGUGAUCAAGUUGAUGGACAGACUAAGCGAGCAGAUAAUGCGGGACAGGCACAACCCGGAAAAUUACGCACUGCCUUCUUCGUCAAGCAUGAGUUUUACUGACGUGGACAGUUUGCGUCCGCUUUCGGCACAUUGUAGAUUCAAAACGCUCGAAAGGUCAACGGACGAAUCUUUGGAAAAAAGAUCUUGGUUCUUUUUGGCUUGGUUCAGAGGCUUAGACUUCAUAAUCGAACCUCAAAGUUUAUGCUAUGUGGCUUGGCUCAGUCUCGUGACCAUGUCCUAUCUGUACAACUGCUGGGUCAUACCCCUACGCAUCACGUUCCCAUACCAGACGCCGGAGAACUUAUGGAAAUGGAUGCUGUUGGACUACUGCGCGGACGUAGUCAACCUAUUGGACACGUUCGUCGUUAAACCUAGGGUGAUGUACUUGAAAGACGGAUUUUGGGUCCGAGAUCUCAAGCUGAUCGAAGCCAACUAUCUGGAUAAACUUCAGUCAAAAUUGGACAUUCUAUCGUUGGCGCCAACGGAUAUUGCCUGCUUGAUGCCGUGGUGCACCGCUGAAAUGUUGCCUUUAAUGCGUCUGAACCGGAUCGUUAAGAUCCAAACGUUCUGGGAGUUCUUCGACCAUUUCGACAGCGUGUUGUCGUCGCCGUACGUAGUCCGAGUGGCCAGAACUUUGACUUAUAUGGUUUAUUUGGUCCAUCUGAAUGCCUGCGCUUAUUAUUACGUGUCGGUGACCGAAGGGCUUGCCAUCAACAGCUGGGUGUUUAACGGACAGGGUAACGCGUACAUCAGGUGUUUUUUCUUCGCCACCAAAACGGCCACGUCCAUCGGCAAGAAUCCGCAUCCGGAAAACGAAAUGGAAUACUUGUUCAUGACCGCCAGUUGGCUAAUGGGGGUGUUCGUGUUUGCCAUAUUGAUUGGACAGAUCAGAGACAUAAUAGCCACGGCCACCAGGUCGCAAACGGAGUACAGAAAACUGCAAGACGAGACUUUGGAGUAUCUGAGAAAACUGAACAUACCUCCGCGCAUUCGUCAACGAGUAGAACAGUGGUUUUCGUUUACUUGGGAACAGCAACGCACAUUGGACGAAAAUCGAAUUUUGGACUCGUUGCCGCACAAAAUGAAAACCGACGUGGCCAUUAGCGUUCACAUGAAAACGCUGAACAAAGUGCAACUGUUCAAAGACUGCGACCAAGCAUUGUUGCGCGAACUGGUGUUGAAGCUAAGGCCGAUUUUGUACUUGCCGGGAGAUUACAUAUGUCGGAAGGGAGAAGUGGGCAAGGAGAUGUACAUAGUGAAAACCGGUCAAGUGCAAGUAGUCGGUGGCGAUAACGACAACGAAGUGUUGGCCACGCUUACCGAAGGUUCGGUUUUCGGGGAAAUCAGUCUGUUGAGCUUGUGCGGCACUAACCGAAGGACGGCGGACGUUAGAUCUCACGGGUUUUCGAAUAUUUUCGUGUUGAGCAAAGAAGACCUGAACGAGGCUAUUAAAUUCUAUCCGAACGCUCAAGCUAUUCUCAAACGAAAAGCGAGAGAACUUAUUCAACAAAACGCCGAUCGAGAACACAGACAAAUGCCUAAAGAGCUGCUCGGUAACAUGUUCGGAAAUAGUAGAGAAAAUCUAAUUUUAUAGAGUAGUAAAUUCACUGUUAUAGAUUUUGGUGUUUUUUUUUUUUUGUAUUCAAACAUAUAUAUUGGCCAAUCAAAAACCGUUUUCGUAACA